GUAUGAUAACAAUAAACAACCCUGAGACAAGAGAUACGCACCAACAGGACUUGUCGCUUCAAUUCGACACAAACAUAUUGGAAAUAUGAGCCGAGACAGCUACAGACAUUUGGAGUAACGUCUCGUCAAGUAUCGGGGGCGUUUUGUUGGUCCUGAUACAAAGGAUUUUCUAGUUUUUUGUGUCAAGCCUAAGGGAGAAGUAGAGUUACGGUUUACCCCUUCCUUAGCCCCCUUUAGCUAGCUGCGGCUCAUUCCUUGUUUUUGCACACUUUGUGUUACUUUGUUAUGCAGUUGCCAGAGGACUGUACUUGCACUCGUUCUCCUCCGCCACCUCUUCGCUCCCUCUCCCCGCUCUCUCUGGCCCUAUGUCUCGCUGGCUUUUCCCCUGGUCAGGCUCAAUCAAGAAGCGGGCCUGUCGGUACCUUUUACAGCACUACCUCGGUCACUUUCUGCAGGAACGACUGAGUCUUGACCAGCUAGGCUUGGACCUGUACAACGGCAGCGGAGUCAUCAAAGAAAUCAACCUCGAUGUCUGGGCAGUCAAUGAGCUUCUGGAGUCACUUGGAGCUCCUCUGGAGAUAGUGGAUGGCUUUGUGAGCAGUAUAGCAGUGACCAUCCCCUGGCAAGCUCUCCUGACUGAUCACUGCACCUUAGAAGUUUCAGGUCUUCAGAUAACAUGUCGACCAAAAUAUCGCACCAGUGGGGUCUGGGACUCCCAGGGUUGGUCAUCAAGCAUGACCUCCAGCAUGCAGCUGGCUCAGGAGUGCCUGAAGGAACCCCCAGAGGCAUCGGAGGAGCCCCCUGCCCAGCUGGAGGGGCUUGAGAUGUUUGCACAAACCAUUGAGACGGUCCUUCGUCGUAUUAAAGUCACUUUUAUAGACACUAUUGUUCGCAUUGAGCACCAGCCCCUGGACCUGGAAACAGGCGUUGCCUUAGAGGUGCACAUCAAACGGCUGGAAUAUUUUGACGAGGCAGUGCGGGAUCCAGCCAGCCAGACUGCCGUGCCUGUCGACAUCCACCAGCCACCCGCCUUCCUGCACAAGAUCCUUCAGCUGAGCGCAGUUCAGCUGUUCUAUGACAGCACCGGCACAGCACAGGUGAUAAAGGACCCCAAUGAGGAUGAACAUCCUGAAUCUGCUCGAGAACAAGAUGACGAUGAGGAGGAGGAGGAGGAGGAAGAAGAUGAGGAGGAAGAAGAAGAAGAAGAGGUGAAUCCCAAGACUUCUCCCUGUCCUCCAUCUCAGCCUCUGCUAAUCGGAAGCUGCUCUGGUUUCAUCGAGACCACUGUCAAGAUCAAACAGAACGACAUGCUGCCAGGACCAAAGUUUGAGCUGGAUGGGAAGGUGGGCUGUGUCCACAUGCUGCUGUCCCCAGAUCAAAUAACUCAUCUAACAGAUCUGCUGGCAGCGCUCUGUAUCGACACAGAGCCAGAGACGAAGCAUGGCGGCAUUUGCAGUCGUCCAUUAGACUCAGACGACCUGCGGAUGAUUGAGGAGGACCUCAGCAAGCAGCUUGGUUCCAGCCCCAGAGACAGGGAGUGGGAUGACGAGCCAGACAUGGAGCCCUACGUCACCGGCCUGGAGAAUGGAGAAAUGUUUUACUCCAUGGGUCCUGCAGGGAUGAACAGCAGUGUGACAUCGGUACGCUCAGGCAGCGAGCUGUCAGACAGCGAUAUGGAGUCAUCGACACAAAGUCUAGCCAGUUUCACACAGCCUGCAGUGCUCUCUGCACAGGGCAUGGUGAACUGUCCCAGGAGGUAUCCUGUAGCAGGCUGUCUGUCAAGUUUACCCCAAUCAGGCAUGAGGACCAGAGGACGCUCUCACAGCGGCCAGGCGGAGCAGCUGAAGCCCGAUGCUUUGUUGCGACUGACCCUUGGUGGCCUCACUCUGACGCUGCUACAGGAGGACCCGCCCUCCAGGCCAGACGGAGCCUCGUCAUUGGCUCAGGUGUCACAGGUGUUCUUCAGGGAGCUGGCGUUCUUCAAAGAUAGCAUGUUCAGUGAGAGAGACUUCCAUCACUUGAGAGGCGGUUUUGCUAAGGCCUGUCCACACUCUCAUCUCAGAGUGACAGGAGCGGCAGUGCAGGUUGCUUGUGAGAUGCGGAGCGGGAGACGCCACAGUCGAGCUGUGACCUCUGACCUUUCCUUCAGCAGACUGGAGCUGCUGGAGUGCCUCUGGGAGGACGGAGAGCCUCAGUACAGCGAGUUGCUUCAGUUCCAGAAAGCUGGUUUGUUCACAGUUGGAGCUGCAGCAAGACCAUGUGCCCAACUUCACUAUGGCCUAACUGAAAAGCACCUGCGCAGGGGUAAACAGCGAGUGGUGCGGCGGGAAAGUGUAGUUCGGGUGGAGCUGGCAGAGCUCAGCGCUGAACUGGACCUGGAUAUCAUCAGCCGUCUGGCAAGCCUCAGUAAAGCCUUCAGCCACUGUCCCACACAAACCACCGGUCCUGGACUCAUGCAGACACAAACCAGUGAGCUCUGCUCUUCCUUCACCCUCCUCUCCCCCCACGCCGUUCUCAGGCUUCGCUUCCCCAUACCCGACCUGCGGCCCCUCCCUAAGCGUCGACCUCCAACCCAGAGGGCGGUGCGGCAGGAGACUUUGGUCCUGGAGCUGACAGACCUGGAGCUGAAGCACCAGGAGGCUCCGGACCUCCGGACUGAGCAGACUGCCCCUGGACAGCCGUGGGCUCCCUGCCUCACUCAGCUGCUGGAGGCCUCCUUCACGGACCUACAUGGCUCAUACGAGGGCUGGGAGGGUGGCUCUUUCCCCUGUAUCAGAGUGAAGAAGUACCGUGACUCUCUGCCCAGGUUAUCAGUGCAUGUGCGUGGAGGUGAAACUCAGGGCCCUACAGGAGGUCUGGAUGGGAUGAACAUGGGUCUGAUCCGGGACAUGGGGGCCACCUUCUUUGAAAGUCACUGUGAACUCAACAACAAAACCAGCUCUCCGUUCUCAUCUAACCGAACCAUGUUUGAGACUGAGGAGAUGGUGAUUCCAGCUGAUCCGGAGGAGAUGCGUCAGUUUCAGGCACAGUGUGUCGCUCAGUGCCAGUGUGCUGUGGACAUCAGCCUGCCGCUGGCCUACAUCCUCCUGCCCAGCAAGCAGGCCUUCCAGAGCGUCUACAACAGAAUUAAUAACGAUCUGUUGAUGUGGGAGCCUCCUCCACCCUCGUCCAACAGCCCAGACCACAGCCGCCAUCAGCGUGACGAGUUUCAGCUCUGCAAGUCAGCCUUCAGACUCGACUCUGACUCAGAAGAGGACGAGCCUCAGUUCUACCUGGCCAGUGAAUCAGAUGGAAAAUCACCACAGUCAGCUCCCCGUCCCAACCACAACCUUAGCCUGCUCUCCCUCACUGUGAUCAUCGACAAAGGUCGGCUCCAAGCCAGAACGGACAAGAAGGAGGACCAGAGUCAUGGGGAGAUUGUGCUUGACCUGGAAGGAGGGAAGAUAUUUAGUGUUGCACAGCACCAAAAUGACCCCAAUCUCAGCUUCCUGUGUCUGGAGAGCAGACGAGUGGAGCUCUACCAUCGAGCCGUGGUCAAAGACACCCCUAUCCCACAGCGGUUGGAAAUGCCAAACUUCACACCCCCAAAGCACCUGGACCCAACCAUCUACCCCACUGAGGUGGGAGUGAGCAGUGUAAGUGGCAGGGAGGGAGAACAGCAGAUGUUGUCCACAGCCAUUAAAAUCACGCUGGACUCACACAGGAGCGUUAAGGAGUUUCUGGUUGCGCUCCGACUUCAAGGUGCCACCAUGCGACACUACAUGACGCAGACGAAUCACAGCUGGCAUGAGCAGCUGGUUGACUUCUUGGAUGUCAUCGACGAUCCCAUUCUGGGAUACACAGCGCCUGCCGUCAUCACUGUCCUCCACACACACCUUGCUACCUGUGCCGUCGACUACAGACCUCUGUAUCUGCCCUUGCGAGUGUUGUUCACAGCAGAGUCCUUCUCUCUGUCCAGUAACAUCAUCGUAGACACUGCCACCUUCCACCUCAGAUUCAUCCUGGAUGACUCUGCUCUCUACCUCUCUGACAAAUGUGAGACUGACACUGUGGACCUGAGGAGAGACUAUGUGUGUGUUUUGGACAUUGACCUUCUGGAGCUCGCCAUCACCACAUGGAAAGGCAGUGAUACAGGAAAACUGUCCCAGCCUCUCUUUGAGCUCCGCUGCUCCAACAAUGUGGUCCACCUUCAUACCUGUGCUGACUCCUGUGCUGCCCUGGUCAAUAUGCUGCAGUAUCUGGUCUCCCAGGGCGACCUGCACCCUCCACCAAGACACACCUCCCCCACGGAAAUUGCUGGCCAGAAAUUACCUCUGACAGAGAGUCCUGCAGCUGUGCUGCCCUGCCCUCCUGCUGAAACCGCAGAGAUCAACCAGUGUGACCUCGCUGAUGCCUUAAUAGACACCGAAAAGAGUCACAGAGAAGAGAGUGUAGAUCCAGGUUCCCCCUCCAUGCCCAGAGGCUCACCUGUCUCAGUCUAUCUGUUCCCCGGAGAAGCUCCAAAGGGCAGUCCAUCCAUCCCAUUGAGUGAUGACUCUGAAAUUGAUGGGCUGGUUGCCACAGCAACAGAGGCACAAGCAGACAUGAUGUCAGAGGAAGGCUCAGAGGGCUCUACAGACAACGACGACUUCUGCAUCUUAGAGGCUCCUGGCAUGGGCAUCCCCCCAAGAGACGGCGAGCCUGUGGUGACGGUGCUGUCCUUGGGGCCCAUCAAAGUGAAAGACAGUCACUUCUCACGACCUCGAGGCAGUUCAGACCUUCUCAGAGCCCCGAGCCGCUUCCCAGUGCCUCAGAACAGGGUGGUGCUGCGGGAGAUCUCUGUGGUGUGGCAUCUCUACGGGGGCAAGGACUUUGGCGGCAGACCCCUGUCUAUACAUGCCCAGCAUGCCACCAGAGGUCGGUCAGUCUCGGCUGGUGUCCGUGGAUCCCCAUCCCGCUCUGUUGGUUCCUCUCGCCCUCAAAACUCGUGGCGCUGGGCAGGAGGCAGUGGGCGUCAGCACACACUGUUGAUGGAGAUCCAGCUCACAAAGGUGUCCUUCCAGCAUGAGACUUAUCCAGUGGUUGUAACGGGGCAUGAUGGUGAGGGGUCACUGACUGCUCCGGUUGGGGUUUGUCCGGGUGGUGAGCAGCCCAUUUCCAGGCAGGUCUUCAUCGUCCAGGAGCUGGAGGUUCGAGACCGACUGGCUUCCUCCCAAAUCAACAAAUUCCUCUACCUCUACACCAGUGAGAGCAUGCCGCGCCGAGCCCACUCCAACAUGCUGACAGUGAAGGCCCUGCAGGUGUGUCCAGAGUCUGGUCUUGGUGGUCCAGAGUGCUGCCUACGAGUCAGCCUGCUGCCACUUCGACUAAACAUUGACCAGGAUGCACUGUUUUUCCUGAAGGACUUUUUCAGUAACUUAGCUUCCUUUGUUAACCCUUACCUUCCUGUGGACCCUGCAGCUGAAGUGAGAGCUGAUCCCUCCCAGAAGGCAUCUGAGGAGGCGGAGUCUGCUGCUGGUCUGGGACCUGACCUCACAGCUUCUGUUGAAACUACCUACAGCGAGCAGAGCUCCUCCUCUGCCGGCUCCACCUCUUCGUCUGAACAGCCCAUCUACUUCCGGGAGUUUCGUUUCACCUCUGAAGUGCCUAUCUGGCUGGACUAUCAUGGCAAACAUGUCGUCAUUGAGCAGGGAACGUUUGCAGGGAUUCUGAUCGGUCUGGCUCAGUUAAACUGCUCUGAGCUGAAGCUGAAGAGGCUCUGCUGCAGACACGGUCUCCUCGGCGUGGACAAAGUGAUCCAGUACGCUGUCACUGAGUGGCUCACAGACAUCAGGAAGAAUCAGCUGCCAGGCAUUCUGGGAGGUGUAGGCCCCAUGCACUCGGUUGUCCAGCUAUUCCAUGGAGUGAGGGAUCUGUUCUGGUUACCUAUCGAGCAGUACAGGAAGGAUGGACGCAUUAUUCGAGGUCUCCAGAGGGGGGCAGCAUCCUUUGGUACCUCAACAGCAUCAGCUGCUCUGGAGCUCAGCAACAGGCUGGUGCAGGCCAUACAAGCCACAGCAGAGACAGUGUAUGACAUCUUGUCUCCAACUCCUCCUCUGAAUCGCUACGCCAUCACUGAAGGUCGGGCUCCCUCCAGUCGGCCCCGCAGAGCUGCUCAGCCUGCAGACCUCCGAGAAGGUGUUGCAAAGGCCUAUGACACUGUCAGAGAGGGAGUGAUUGACACAGCUCAGACCCUGUGCGAUGUAGCAUCCCGCGGCCAUGAACAGAAAGGUCUACCUGGUGCUGUGGGCGGCGUGCUGCGGCAGAUUCCGCCCACUGUGGUCCGACCUUUGAUUGUGGCCUCUGAAGCCACCUCCAAUCUGCUCGGGGGCAUGCGGAACCAGAUCAAACCAGAUGCCCGUAAGGAGGACUUCCUGAAGUGGCGUACGGAGGAUAGCCAAGAAUGAUGACAGCCUUUUUUUUUGUUGUCCGUGUGAGAGCGAGUGACUGUAUGUGAGAGAUUAUGAUUGACUGAAGAAGCAAACCCAGGGUUUGAAUGUGCGUUUGCAUGUGUGUAUAGACGAAUGACAGACCGUUUGUGCUCCAAUGCAAAAAAAAAAAAAAAAGAAAAAUAACAAAGCAAAGACUAACGACUACUGCAGUUACUGACACCCAGUGUUAUGAGUCCCCAUCAAACAUGGACUAAUCUGCAUUCAACAAGAGCUCUCCUUCUUCUUCUUCUUCUCAGAGACACAGUAGUCUGCAGGUCCUCCCUUACUGUCAGUGCAAACAUAUCACCAUCACCCCCAACUGACUUGAUUUUCAGCUUAACCUAGGGCAGGUAGGACCAUCACUCUAUUGGUUUCAUGUUGGACAGAAAGACACAGAUUUGAGGCACUUUGUGGACCCUGAGUUCUGCUGCUUGAACCUGUUUUACUUUGAUUUAAAAUACUAAUUUCAGGCACAUUUUCAUCUUUGUGUACAGUGCAGUAUAAAGAACAAGGUAACUGUAAGGCCAACAAGUCUGAGACUCUCAUGAACCUUGGAAGAAGGUGAAGUCUUGUCAGUUCUUUUCCACUGAUCACUAUCUCCAUCACCUGAGAGGAUCCAGAAGAACAAUCAAAGUAUGAGUUUGUAGCUGGAGCAAAUCAUCAAGUGACGAGACCUGAGUUUUGUUGUGUUGUGAUGCUUUAUAGUGGAGGCAUAGAGAACAUUUUACUGAAGUCUCUGCAUGCAUCCCACAGAUGCUGGCAGUUGUUUUUACAACAUGUCAUUGGUUCAGCUGCUUCUCUCAGUGCAGUCAUUUGUGCCAUAAACCCUGCACAGUGUCCUUUUUUAUCUAGUUUGUGUUGCCUUCCUCAGCCCUGUACCUCCCUUCUACUAUUAUAUAGUAUGCUGGCUCAUAUUGAUCCACAUCAGACUGAAUAGAGACUAGGUCACAUGAAGCCUCUUAACUCUGUAGCACGGUGGAUUCUGUCAAAGCUUCGCAACAUCCGGUUGGUCACAGCAAAUUGUUCAAAUUUCAGCCAGUGGUUCUUCUACCUGCAGCUCUUUUAUGCUUCUAUUUCCAUGAAGAGUUACAGACCGGGGUUUGAAAAACAACUUCCUCUGAUUCAGAAACGCUUUUUCCACUUCUUUAAUGCCUUCCUGCAUUUUUUUUAAUCUUUCUCUUUCGUUUUUCUAAUUUUGUUAAAGUAUAAGUGUUGAAAUAAGAGUUAAGAGGAUGCGAACCAAGUGAUGUCAAAGGAUGAAAAAUUAGGGGGGAGGGGUGCAGUUUAAAAAAGUUUUACAUUUUUAUCUUUUUGUUUAAUAAGUGUAAGGGAUGUGUGAUCCUCUAUGUGUGUGAGAGAGGGUAUGUUUGUGUGUAUGAAUGACGCAUGUCUGUAAGGGUGACAGGUUAAUGCUCGUUAUUUGUUGUGUGUAAUUACUAUUUACUAUAUCAUAAACUGUAUGAAUGACCUGUAUAAUACAAAGACAAGAAAUAUACAAAAUUAAUACAAAAAUUAAAAAAUCAGUAUAAAAAGUGAA
Messenger RNA from Cheilinus undulatus (humphead wrasse), 7986 nucleotides. It is a transcript of the gene atg2a, whose product is annotated as autophagy related 2A. The record is from RefSeq and is a predicted model, not a curated record. Gene Ontology annotation, biological process: autophagosome assembly; piecemeal microautophagy of the nucleus; reticulophagy. Lineage: Eukaryota; Metazoa; Chordata; Actinopteri; Labriformes; Labridae. Gene Ontology annotation, molecular function: phosphatidylinositol-3-phosphate binding. Bases 366 to 6425 code for a protein of 2019 amino acids. The transcript has 42 exons. Gene Ontology annotation, cellular component: phagophore assembly site; extrinsic component of membrane.